This is a messenger RNA of Staurois parvus, 255 nucleotides long. Lineage: Eukaryota; Metazoa; Chordata; Amphibia; Anura; Ranidae. The record is from the annotation of a GenBank genome assembly.
CAGGGGCGGACUGACCAUUUGGAAACUCGGGCACUGCUCAAGGGCCCGGGGUCAGUAGGGGGCCCCAUAAGAUGCCCCUGGUACCUUUUUCAUAGGCUUUUUUGAGUUUGGGCAAGGACACAGGGGCCCCAUGAUCCCCUAUUGCCCGGGGGCCCCAUGAGUUGUCAGUCCGCCCCUGCUCCCUACUCAGGGCCACCCAUCAGUGCCCACCAGUGCCACCCAUCAGUGCCACCAGUAAGUGCCAUCAGUCAGUGC